ACUUAUAUGUAUGUGUGCAUCGUUUGUGUGUGAUUUACAUGUACAUGUGUAAAUGAGUGUAGUUCUAUGUGUCGAAAAUACAUACUAUAAAUUAUUAAAGCGUUUUAAACAGCAAAUUUUACCUCCGUUGUGUUUAUUUAUUAUUUUUUGCUAACAAAGAAAGCUGAAUUCGGCAGCAAAUGUCAGGCGUGGAUCAGAAAAUAUCCGGAACUGCAGCAAAAUCCGUUGAGGAGCGUAAUAUACCAUGGAGCCAACAAGUUGAUGAAGCCUCCUAUGAAAAUCUAUCUUCUCCAGCAAAUGAUGACAAUUCUGGCAAUCAAGGCUCAAUGCAAUUUCAAUUUCCACCAUUUAAUGUAAAAGAGAAUAACAGUUUACCACUGACUAACGCGGGUAAAGGACGUAAAUCAUCUCACAAUGAUACAAAGAAAAAACAUGGGAAUCCCAGUUCUUACAAUUCUAAGCGCGACGAUAACCAUUUAAAUGCUUGGAAUUCCAGAAAACUUUUUACCGAAAGUUCUGCGCCUCCUGUUCGGAUAAAUCAAAACAACAAUGGGCAAUCAUCAAAAUUGGACAAUCGCACAAGCGAAUCUGUGGAUGAAGUUAAGAUACAUGCAGUAAGUGCUGCGCCAAAAAAGACAACAUGGGCAUCAAUAGCUUCGCAGCCAGCAAAACCAUUAUCGAAAACCAUAUAUACUGCUUCCAGCCAUAAAAAGAAGGGCCCGGGCAUGCCACCACCCCCAAUGGUACCAGGGAAACAUAAUUUAGAUGUCAAUGUAUGGGAAUUGCCAAACAGUAAUCCACCGCCAGUACCAUCCCCGCCUUUACCAAUUGAUUUGUCCAGUUCGGAGCAUAAUUUUUCUGUACCGACUAGCGAAGAACCAACUCCAGGUGCACGUCCUGAAAAGGACGAAUGCCACAGGUUGCCCAGCAAUAGUAAUUUUGGGAACGUUAAACCUUCCCCGAAUGGUCAACACCGCAAAAACUGGGCUGCACAGCAGCAGCAGCAUCACCAACAGCCAGCUCAUCAUCAAGAAUCGCGACAAGCUAGCAGCUCAUCUCAGCAAAUUAAUCGGCGAAUAGCCCCAGUCGCGUCGCAGAAUAGAUAUAACGAUCGUAAAGGAAAUUUUUCUCGUAAUGAUUUUGACAAAAACCUAAAGUAUGAAAAUCGGGAUGAAAAUAUUCCACUUGUUGCACAAAGUGCGUCUGUACCUACAGAGGUGACUGCUGACCCGCAAAUAUUAUUGGACGAAUUGAAAGACAAGAAUAAUUAUAACCCUUCGGAUAUUGAUUUAGAUAAAGCAGCAUCCGCACGAUUUUUCGUCAUAAAAUCUUAUUCUGAAGAUGACAUUCAUCGCAGUAUAAAAUAUGAGAUCUGGUGCUCAACAGAUCAUGGUAAUAAGCGCCUGGAUGACGCGUUUAAGGAACGGCACAAAGAAGGCGGCAAUAUUUUGCUUUUCUUUUCGGUUAAUGGCUCUGGCCACUUUUGUGGCAUGGCACAAAUGAUGACUUCGGUGGAUUAUAACUCUACAUCCAGCGUUUGGUCGCAAGACAAAUGGAAAGGGAAGUUUAAAGUAAAAUGGAUAUAUGUGAAAGACGUGCCUAAUGGAAAGCUUCGACAUAUUCGACUCGAAAACAAUGACAAUAAAUCAGUGACGCAUUCAAGAGAUACGCAGGAGAUACCAAAUACAAAAGGCAUUGAGGUGUUGCAAAUUCUGCACUCUUAUAGACAUUCAACAUCUAUUUUUGAUGAUUUUUCCCAUUACGAGAAGAAGCAGGAAGAGGAAGUUUCGUCGAAGCGACCAACGAUUCAUGUUGCGGAUGGCAAUAACCAAGCUCAAGUACCAAUCAUCCGACAUUAUAUCCGUGAUAACGAAGAUAGAGAAAGGGAACGAGACGUGCGAGAUGUGCGAGACAGUCGUAGCUUAACUAAUAAUAUGACUCAAAAGAAUUUUUUUACUGGAGGAAAUAAUUUCCGCGACCGGAAUCCGAUACAUAAAAGUGGCAGCGGAUCCGGAAACUAUCAUAGUAGCUAUAGCGACUAUCGACGGGGCUUCGAUUGUCAGCGAACAAUAAGCGGCGAUUAUGUAUCAAAGGAUAGGGAAAAUGUGCAAAAUGAUAGAGAGAAUCAUUUUGGAGCGCGCCAUGGGUCUAACAACAGAAGAGACGACCAUCCACAUAGCCAUUCAAUUAAACCCAGAUUACAUAAGAGGGAUUUCAAUGAACAAACGAAAAGUGACGUCCGAUUUAGAACUGAACUGUCGACAUCAAGGGAUUUACCAAAAACAAAUGAAAAUGAUAGAAUGAGAAACACUGACUAUUAAGGACUGAGCUGCGGAAAAUAACAUUUUCAAUGAUGUCUGACGGACGUUAUAAAGAAUCCUCAUGCCCGUGUGCACCUAAGAUUCGCUGAUUUCAUGUUUAAGAUUUUUUUAAAAAUUGUGUGUACAAGCAGUAAAUCAGAAAGUUAAAAUUAAGCUGAAAAUAAAGCCAACAACCGAUAAUUAGGUUUAACUACAAUAAUA
Messenger RNA from Drosophila arizonae, 2522 nucleotides. RefSeq names its product YTH domain-containing family protein (gene Ythdf). Lineage: Eukaryota; Metazoa; Arthropoda; Insecta; Diptera; Drosophilidae. Gene Ontology annotation, cellular component: cytoplasm. Gene Ontology annotation, molecular function: mRNA binding; N6-methyladenosine-containing RNA reader activity. Gene Ontology annotation, biological process: mRNA destabilization. The record is from RefSeq and is a predicted model, not a curated record.